Closterium sp. NIES-67 is the source of this 2096-nucleotide messenger RNA. Lineage: Eukaryota; Viridiplantae; Streptophyta; Zygnematophyceae; Desmidiales; Closteriaceae. The record is from the annotation of a GenBank genome assembly.
CAAGGCGGAGAUCAUCAAGAUGAUGGAGCGCCGAGCCUCUGACUUCCGCCUGGAUCCGGGCCUGCGCAAGUACUGCCACCGCGACAUUGUGGAGACGUGCUACCCGGACGCGGACGACAUCAGUGACGUGGCGUCGUGGGACAGCCGUGUGAUCGAGUGUCUGCAGGACUACCGCCGCGAGCUCAAGGACCCGCGGUGCCGCCAGCAGGUGCACCUGCUCACUCAGAGGGCCGCGGAGGACACGCGCUUUGACCACCCGCUGCAGCAGGCGUGCCAUGAGGACCGCGAGACGCUGUGUGCAUCGGUGGCGGACGGGCAUGCGCGCGUGUUCAUGUGCCUGCAGGAGAACCGCCAGAAGCUCAAACCUGUCUGCCGCACCGCACUUUUUGAGCAGGAGAUCCGGUACGCGGAGGACAUUGACUUCAAGUUCCCCAUGCGGGAAGCGUGCCAGGACGAGAUGCAGCGCCUCUGCAAGGACGAAAAGGGCGGUGGUGACACAAUAGCGUGCCUGCAGCAGCACGUGGGGGAUGAGGACAUGGGCGAGAGGUGCAAAGAGGAGGUCAAGAAGGAUGAAGAGAGGAGUGCUCAAGACUUCCGGCUGAACUACAAGCUCAACCGCGCAUGCUUCAGCGACGUGCAGCAUCUCUGCAUGCACUCCUGCGAGCCCAAAAACGACUCCUUCGUCUCCGGCCCCACGGGCGACCUGUGCGGGGGGCGUGUGCUGCAGUGCCUGGCGGGCAACGCGUCGAGCAUUGCGAGCGCGGAGUGCCGUGAGGAGGUGCUGUACUUCCAGCAGCGCGAGGUGGGCGACGUGCUGCUGGACGUGCCGCUGCAGCGCGCGUGUGAGGCGGACAUCGGCGCGCUGUGUGGGCUGCAGCGCGACCACAGCAAGGUGCUGUCGUGCCUGCGCCAGCACCGGGAGCAGCUCAAGCCUGAGUGCCGCGAGGAGGAGCUGCGGUUCAGCGCCAUGGAGGCAUCUGACAUCCGCCUGACCCCCUCCCUCAUGAACGCGUGUGGGCUCGAGCUGCACGUGUUCUGCCGCGGCGUGCCGCCCAGUGAGGGCAAGGCGUUCCGGUGCCUGCAGACGAACCUGGCGAGGGAGGGCAUGGGCGUGGCGUGCCGCUCCGAGGUGGAGCUGGCCACGGUGCGCGAGUCGCAGUUCUACGAGGGCGACGUGGCGCUGGCGCUGCAGUGCCACACGGACAUCGCCACCUCCUGCAGCGACGCGGCAAACAGCGAGGCGGACGGCGACGGGGAGGUGAUCGCAUGCCUGGCGCAGCACUAUGACGGGCUCACUGGGAAGUGCCAGACCGAGGUGUCAUUCCUAGUGCGCAUGGCGCUGUGGGUGUACCAGCCUGCCAACCCCCUCACGCUGCCCUGUGCUGAUGACAUCACGGCCCUCUGCCCCAACGCCACCUCCUCCUCCACCUCCUCUUUGGCGGCCAAGGGCAUCGUGCUGGCGGCGGUGGGGCAGUGCCUGGUGGACCAGCCCCUUGCCAAGCUGGGCAACGGCUCGUGCCGGCAGCUGGUGGCUGUGGUGGGCGUGGCGGGCGCGCAUGUGGGCGGGGUGGUGGAUGAGGCGCGGCUCGAAUCCACGCUCGCACAGAUCGCAGAGCUGGGGGCAAUGGAGCAGCAGCAACGGGAGGAGGAGGGCAUGGAGCUGACGGGGUGGGUGGCGCUGCUGGCAAUGUUCGCUCUUGCGGUGCUGCUGAUAGGUGCGGGUGUGUACGCGUACCACCGCUUCUUCAGCCCCACGCGGGACUACACGCUCGUUGUGAGGGAGGGGGACGUCAAGGAGGGGGACGUGUGAGGGGGGCUCCGGUGCCGUGGGUGCGGCUUGCUGAAGAGGUGCUGCGGCUUGAGACAUGGUGCUGCUGGUUGCAGGUACCGGCUGUGGUGCGCUCUACAAGCUCCCUACGAAAGCCGGGUGUAGACAUGUGGAAGCUACCAUAGUACAUAGGGUGUUGCCUGAUUGCAACUCCUGGGGAAGUUUAAGCCGGUGCAUGCUUACGGGAAGAAUUUUACGUGCAUUGAAACUUCCACCUGCAAAGAUGGUGCUAUUGCCAUAAUCUUGCUGUCCAUAUUGUUACAACACA